AAACUUAUUAAAUUUUUCAGAAUAUUGAUCUCCAUGCUUUGACAGGAUGGAUACCAGAUAGAAUUUCAAUUGAUUUAUCUGAUCCAACAUUUGCUAAAGAUAAAAUUUUCAAAACAAUGGUGGAUAAGCACAAUAAAGGGCAUGUUUUAAUUACUGUUGCCACUGGAGAAUUAAGCAGUUCUGAAGCAGAUAGGGCAGGGUUAGUGCCGACACAUGCUUAUGCUCUUCUUGAUGUGAAGGAAGUGUUGGGGAAAAGAUUGUGCCUUUUGAAAAACCCAUGGAGUCAUUUAAGAUGGAAAGGACGGUUUUCUGAACAUGAUACGAAAAACUGGACUCCAGAGUUAAAGGAAGCCUUAAGAUAUGAUCCACGAAAUGCUCAAAUGUUUGAUAAUGGCGUGUUUUGGAUUGACUAUGACUCUCUAUUGCAUUUCUUCAGUGUAAUUUAUUUGAACUGGAAUCCUGAAAUGUUCAAGUAUACCUAUUGUCUUCAUCAGACCUGGAAAGCUGGGCUUGGUCCUGUUAAAGAUUUAUACAAUAUAGGAGAAAAUCCACAAUUUUGCUUGGAUUUAAAAUCUGCUGGUUGUGCUGUAUGGGUGCUUUUAACUCGGCAUAUUGUUGACAGAGAUGACUUUGCCGAGAAUAAGGAAUUCAUAGCAGUAAUUGUUUACAAAAAUGAUGGAAAUAAAGUAUACAUUCCAACGGAUCCAGAGCCUUAUAUUGAUGGAGUCAGAAUCAAUAGUCCUCAUUAUUUAUGUAAAAUAGUAGUGCCUCCAGGAGGAACUACUCGAUAUACGCUUGUCGUUUCUCAAUAUGAAAAGAGCCAUACAAUAUAUUACACUUUAAGAGCUUAUGCUACAUGCCCUUUCACCUUAUCAUAUAUUCAGAAUGUUUUCAAGUACAAACAUGAGAUAAAAAAUGGUGAAUGGACAAGUGAGACAUGUGGUGGUUGUGGAAAUAAUCCUCAAACUUACCACAAAAAUCCUGUUUAUCAAGUCUCACUGCAAUCAUCUUCUGAUGAUAACCAUUUACUGGUCGAUCUAAAGGGCCCAAAGCAGUUCUAUGUAGGUUUUGAAGUUGUUACUGUUACUGUUAAUAAUUCAAGUAGUCCUGGAUAUUUUUCAAGAAAGUCUUCUGGUGCUUUUAGGAGUGGUUUUACAAUUUUGGAACUACGAAAUGUUCCAGCUGGGACCUACAAUGUAAUUCCAAGCACCUUUUCUCCUGGCCAGAAAGGUCCUUUUUUCCUUACAUUUCAAGCAUCCUGCCCAAUCAAAGUUUGUCGGCUGAAGUAAUUUUUAUCACAAUUUAUUUUUAUUUUGUAAAUAAAUAGAUAACUAAUUUGUAUUAUAACUACAGAUAUAAAAUAUUAAUUUUUUGUAUGAAUGAAAUAAAAUUGUGAUUAAGUUGUUA
Stegodyphus dumicola is the source of this 1407-nucleotide messenger RNA. Its product is annotated as calpain-7-like. The record is from RefSeq and is a predicted model, not a curated record. Gene Ontology annotation, biological process: proteolysis. Lineage: Eukaryota; Metazoa; Arthropoda; Arachnida; Araneae; Eresidae. Gene Ontology annotation, molecular function: calcium-dependent cysteine-type endopeptidase activity.